CCUAUAUCUUCCGGUUCUUAUUUAAAUCCCUGCAUCCUUGCCAAUAGUAAUGUCUCAGAGGGAUUUUCCAUUUUAUUUGAUUUCCCGGGCCCUGCUUUGCUACCACAGCAAUAAGUAAGAAGUGCCACCCAUUCCCAGGCGUGCCUAAAAUUCACUGUCUUCCCCUACCAACAGCCUUGGGGUUCAGGUACCUUCACUUGCACGGGUUGCAAUAAAUAUCUGACGUCCCCCCCAUCCUCCCUCUUUCCCUCCAUCUUACUGAGGCUUCUGGCUUUUGCCUUGGACAUAUUACUCCUGUCUUGGUCCACCUUAGAAGGUCACGUCGCGUUUCAUCUCAGCCAUGGAAAAAGAAUUCAUUGAACCCAAGUCGGAGCCCUCUUCAUCCGGCGACGCUCCUCCACUCUACGGUGAAUCAGAGACAACCAAAGGAAGCUUUGGCCAGCGGGUAUGGGAUAGUUUCAAGAGAGAUCCUAAUGCUCGUGCUACAACACAUCAUGAACCUGGACACGAUGGGAGGGCCUUUGAUAUUGAAAAUGCCGCUCAAAACACCGCCGAGUCUCCGCUGCAGCGCAAGUUGAAAGGCCGCCACCUCCAGAUGAUCGCUAUUGGUGGUUCAAUUGGUACUGGCCUUUUUGUUGGAUCCGGUACUGUCCUGGCUGCUGGAGGUCCGGCCUCUGUUCUCAUCGCCUAUGCUUUGAUCGGUUGCAUGCUUUAUUGCACAAUGCACGCUCUUGGUGAAAUGGCCGUUCUCUUCCCGGUCGCUGGUUCGUUUUCGCACUAUUCCACUCGCUUCAUCGAUCCUGCCUGGGGUUUUGCCAUGGGUUGGAAUUAUUGUCUGCAGUGGCUCGUGACCCUCCCCACGGAAAUUGUCGCCGCCUCGUUGACUGUCAACUACUGGAAUCAGAGUAUCUCCAAUGCUGCCUGGGUCGCCAUCUUCUGGACAUUGAUUGUGACUAUUAACAUGUUCGGCGUCAAGGGUUAUGGUGAAGCGGAGUUUGUCUUCUCCAUUGUCAAGGUUACUGCCGUAGUUGGCUUCAUCAUCCUUGGUAUCAUCUUGACGUGUGGUGGUGGCCCCUCCGGUGGAUAUAUCGGCGGAAGGUAUUGGCAUCACCCAGGUGCCUUCCACCAUGGCUUCAAGGGUCUUUGCAGUGUCUUUGUAAAUGCUGCAUUCGCAUUUGCGGGUACUGAGCUGGUCGGCCUUGCCGCCGCGGAGACCGCUAAUCCUAGAAAAAUGCUCCCGACCGCGGUCAAGCAGGUGUUCUGGCGUAUCACCCUCUUCUACAUUGUGUCUCUCACCUUGGUCGGUCUUCUCGUCCCCUACAAUGACCCUCGACUACUCGAUGGAACGUCCAGCGCCGAUGCCAAAGCAUCCCCGUUUGUCAUAUCCAUUGUGAACGCGGGCAUUUCUGGGCUGCCUUCCGUCAUGAACGUCGUCAUCAUGAUUGCUGUGCUCUCUGUGGGCAAUGCAUCCAUUUAUGGCUCUUCUAGAACCCUGGCAGCCAUGGCUGAGCAACAGCAAGCCCCUAAGUUCCUGGCCUAUAUCGAUCGCAAAGGUCGUCCUCUCCCGGCUCUUGUUGUUGCGUCAGUGUUCGGCUUGCUUGGAUUCUUGGCCGCGUCCGACAAAGAGAGCGAAGCGUUCACAUGGAUGAUGGCUAUCUCCGGCCUCUCAUCCAUCUUCACUUGGGGUUCAAUUUGCCUCUGCCACAUCCGGUUCCGCCGUGCCUGGAAAUUGCAAGGGCAUAGCUUGAAUGAACUGGCCUUCCAAUCCCAGCCCGGCAUAAUUGGUUCUUGGGUGGGACUCAUCUUCAACUGUCUUGUUCUGAUUGCCCAGUUCUGGGUUGGAUUCGCGCCCUCCGGCUAUGGCACCAUGUCGGCUGCUUCGUUGGUUUCGAACUUUUUCUCCGACUACCUAGCUGCACCUGUCGUGUUAGCCUUUUACAUCCCUUACAAGCUUUGGUACAAGACUCCCUUCAUCCGGGCCAAGGACAUGGAUCUUCAGACUGGUCGCCGCGAGCUCGAUAUUCAAGCCCUCAUUGAGCAGGAGAAGGCCGAGCAGGCGGAAUGGCCGAUGUGGAAGAAGGCAUGGAAAUUCUUCUGUUGAGAUUCGGUUAGGUUGUUAAAUGGUGCUGGAGUUACAUCAAUGGGCUGUGUUUUCUUCCUUCAAUAAUGUAUGAUUAUGAUCAUGUCUCCCUUUUUCAGUCUAUGUCCAUAAACUCGUAUGUUCAUUAACGCUGAUUCGAUGCAUCGGAAGGCGAAUGUUCACUGAUUGAGAUGCCACUUGGCGAAGACGACCCUCAUCCAGAGUAUCCGAAUCAGACCAUCUGCUUGAUAGUCUUGAAGUCAACUCGAUCCAAUUGCGAGUACGUACGUAUUCAGGUACUCGGUAGGUAGGUAGGUAGAUAGGUAGGUCGUAGUAAGAGAGAAUAUGCCCGGCACCGUUGGCCACUCCGUGUUUGCCGGUCG
Aspergillus sclerotioniger CBS 115572 is the source of this 2463-nucleotide messenger RNA. RefSeq names its product amino acid permease GAP1. Gene Ontology annotation, cellular component: membrane. The record is from RefSeq and is a predicted model, not a curated record. Gene Ontology annotation, molecular function: amino acid transmembrane transporter activity. Gene Ontology annotation, biological process: amino acid transmembrane transport. The transcript has 3 exons. Lineage: Eukaryota; Fungi; Ascomycota; Eurotiomycetes; Eurotiales; Aspergillaceae. The coding region runs from base 341 to 2101 and encodes 586 amino acids.